AUGUCCAUCCCUUAUAGAGCCUCUCGCUGCGUGAUCCUGAUUGGUCCUCUGCUGGGACUGGCCUGGAUUGGCCUGGGCACAGUGGGACGGUCACAUCCCAAUUACCGCCCUGUGGAUGUGGAGGAGAUGGCGAGCGGCAUCCGCCGCCCGCCGAGAGACACGAUCCGUGGGGCCGAGGGGGGUCUGUGUGAAUGGGGGGGGUCUGUGUGUGUGGAGGGGGGGUCCGUGGAGAGUCUGCGGUGCCGUGUUGCCCUCGCACAUGCAGCAGAGGAAGACACUCGAUGA
Messenger RNA from Knipowitschia caucasica, 285 nucleotides. The record is from the annotation of a GenBank genome assembly. Lineage: Eukaryota; Metazoa; Chordata; Actinopteri; Gobiiformes; Gobiidae.